AUGACGGAGGAAUUAAAGCCUCUUCCUCAUCAUAGAAAAGUUGGUCCUUGUUUAACACGCCCUCCUUAUAGAAAUGGCAAGCGUAAUAAAGCUGUGAAGGUCUUUACAAUUGCCGAUGAGUCCAUGUACCUACUUAUUUUUGGGGUUCCAUCCAUUGAUUUAUCGAAUCUCCUUACUGAAAAAAUCCAACAAAUAUCUCCUGUUCAAAGCAUUCGAAAGAUAGACUAUCCAGAUCCUGAGGCCUUCACCGAUACAUACCUUCUAAAAUUCGCUACUAUUAAUUUUGCUCGCAAUGUUAAAAGGCGCCUCGAUGAUACUUCGUUCUAUGGAGGUAUUCUACACAUUGCAUAUGCUCCCGAAUACGAGUCUGUAUCAGAAUGUCGGAACAAAAUGCACACAUAUCGCCAAAUCAACGAUACAAUUGCUAAAAAAGCUGCUAUUGAAAAGCAUCGCGAGAUUACAGAUUAUAAUCGACGUUCCGAAGAGUCCCUCCUAAUUCCCGAUGUUCAGCCGCCAUCCAAAUUCAUCAGUACUCCAUCGUCGUCAUUGGCAACCGGCCUGAAUGUGGAAACAACUGCACUCAGCAAUCCCUACUCAACGCCUCUACCCAUUCCUCUAUCUUCUCAGUCGAAUGCACAGCAGAUUGGCGACGCAAACAAAACUCAACAUUCUCACAGGUAA
Molecule: messenger RNA, 681 nt
Organism: Rodentolepis nana
Lineage: Eukaryota; Metazoa; Platyhelminthes; Cestoda; Cyclophyllidea; Hymenolepididae
Source: the annotation of a GenBank genome assembly